This is a messenger RNA of Pleurotus ostreatus (oyster mushroom), 1053 nucleotides long. RefSeq lists its product as uncharacterized. Lineage: Eukaryota; Fungi; Basidiomycota; Agaricomycetes; Agaricales; Pleurotaceae. The record is from RefSeq and is a predicted model, not a curated record. Bases 1 to 1053 code for a protein of 350 amino acids. Gene Ontology annotation, molecular function: oxidoreductase activity. The transcript is spliced from 6 exons. Gene Ontology annotation, cellular component: mitochondrion.
AUGUCCACCCCAACGACGCAAAAGGCGUGGAUAGUCGAAAGAAUGGGACACCCCUCGAAAGCAUUAAAUUUCAAAUCGGACUGGCCUGUUCCAAGCGAAAUCCCAAAGGACCACGUACUCGUAAAGAUACAAGCUGCGGCGCUCAACCCAGUAGGAUGGAAAUUGAUGCAGUUGGCUCCUAAUUUCCUCGCGAAAAGGCCCCUGCCUGCUGAAUACGACUUUGCCGGCGUCGUCGAGAAGAAGAACGGCACGGAGUUUGAGGUGGGGGAUCCUGUGUUCGGAUUCAUCCAUGCUCUGAUAACCCUGAAAACGCGACAAGGCACUUUGGCCGAGUACGCGCUGGUGCCGGAUAUAUGCGUGACCAAACGGCCGUCCAAUAUCGAUGCGAUCCACGCUUCUGGGUUGACACUGGCUGGCCUCACCGCCUGGCAAUCCCUGUUCGAAUGCGCCCAUCUGGAAGCUGGCCAGACGGUCUUCAUCUACGGCGCGAGCACGGCAGUGGGAUUGUUCGCAAUACAGAUCGCGAAAGCACGCGGGAUCAAGGUCGUCGCGAGUGCCUCCGGAAAGAACGAAGAACUCGUCAGGAAAACAGGCGCAGAUGAGUUUAUUGACUAUACGAAGGAGCCGAUACACAAAUACCUUGCAUCCCAUCCACCCUCGCCCAAAUUCCAUGCGAUAGUCGAUGCGUACGGUCUCUCAGACCCCUCGUUGUACACCCACAGCGCUACAUACAUGGCGCAUGGUGGCGUAUUUGUGACAACUACACCAGCCCCUCACGGUCUCUCUUUCAAAGAGAUGGGGUAUCUUCUAAAGACGAUCGCUGCUAUGACAUGGCCCUCCUGGCUUGGCGGCAUUCCCAGGAAAUUCAAGCUCGUCAGUCUCAAAGCGAACAAGGCCGAUUUGGAGGCAUUCCAUACCUUGGUUGCAGAAGGCAAGGUUGUAGGGGUCGUGGACUCUGUCUACGAGAUGCAAGACGUGCUGAAAGCUUACGAGCGAAUAAUGAGUUCAAGAGCAACCGGCAAGGUUGUGGUGAAGAUCGAAGGAUCAACGUGA